CGUGGCAUUAAUUGCCACUACCAUGGCAUUAAUUGCCACAACCUAUGAUCUUGUUUUCCUUUUCUUUGGUUCUGACAGGAAUCCUGGCAUCCACGAAGUUUAUAACAGGCACAGGGCCUCGUCGUACACACUACACAGUGCACUCUGGACUGUCGGAGGUUUCGGACUUUCCGCCGGAUCACUGGCCAUGAGCUCCGUGACGAAUUUGCUAUGCUUCGUUCUGGGAGCAGCGGCCACGGCAGCCUUUGUGGCGCUGCUGCCACCGUCUGCUCCGCGCCCGUACGCCGUCGCAGAUCUCGGCAUGAGGAAGCUGAGCACGGCCGCGGCUGCAAGCGACGACGGGCUCGCGGAGCUGCUCCGGAGCGCGUCCAUGGAGGACAAGACCGUCAUCCUGACCUUGACUAAUGAGGCGCAUGCGAUGCCCGGCUCGGUCCUCCAGAUCAUGCUGGACAGCCUCCGCACCGGCGUGAGGACGCAGCACCUCCUGAAGCACCUGGUAGUGGUGGCCACGGACCCCAAGGGGCUGGAGCGGUGCCGGCGCAUGCACCCGCUCUGCCACCUUCUGGUCGCGAACGGCAUGUCCGCGAACGGCACGAAGCUCAUGUUCUACGACAAGGACUACGUGGACAUGAUGUGGGCGCGGAACAGGUUGCAGGCGCGGGUGCUGGCGCUGGGCUACACCAUGCUGUUCACCGACCUGGACAUCCUGUGGUUCCGGAACCCGCUGCUGCGCAUCCCGGUCGGCGCCGACAUCACCCUCGCCUGCGACAACCAUUUCGGCAGCAACCCGUACGACCUGGACAAGGCCGCCAACAGCGGGUUCGUGUACGCGAGGCCGACCGCGGCGACGCUGGCCUUCUUCGAGGGCUGGUACGAGGCGAGGACGCGGUGGCCCGGGGAGAACGACCAGGUGGUGUUCCGGGAGAUGAAGCACGAGCUGGCGGCGAGGCACGGCGCGACGGUGUACCUGGUGGACACCACCUACUUCCAUAACGCGUGCGAGGAGUGGAAGAAGUUCAACUUCCAUGAGAUUUGCAUCUUCCACGCGGCCUGCAUCCACGGCCUGCAGGACAAGAUCGACAGGCUCCACGCCGUGCUCCACGAGUGGAGGCAGUUCCAGGCGCAGCAGCUGCUGCUCGGCGCCAACAGCACCGCGCUCACCUACUGAUCAAACGUUCUUCGGUCCUCUCCUCGCUCGCUGCCUCUUUGUUUGCUUCCUUGUUUUACUGGAUAAUAAGAUUGACCUCUGCUACGUACUCCCUCCUUAAAGAAAUAUAAAAAGGUUUAGAUAAUUAAAAUAAUCAUCUAAACACUAUUAUGUUUUGUAGGGAGGGAGUACUAACUAGCACAGCGACCACGCAUUUGUGCGGCUAGAUUUGUUAUGAGUUUUAUGUAUCGAUAAUUUUAAACCUUUUUUCUUCAUUUUA
Messenger RNA from Hordeum vulgare subsp. vulgare (domesticated barley), 1427 nucleotides. RefSeq lists its product as uncharacterized. The transcript has 2 exons. The record is from RefSeq and is a predicted model, not a curated record. Lineage: Eukaryota; Viridiplantae; Streptophyta; Magnoliopsida; Poales; Poaceae. Bases 23 to 1168 code for a protein of 381 amino acids.